CAGUCCAGUUUCGAGACGUCAGUUUCCCCCGAGCACGGUGCAAGUGCGGACACUAUAAUUCUGUUGAGCACUGCGAGGAGAAACCUGUCAUGUGUUAACGGGCGUUUCUUUCGUCCGUAAUACUGCUACUGGUGACUGAAUCCGCGCUUCGGACUUUAUCUUCGCGCCUGAGGAACUGUCAGCGUUUCCAAACACCGUCAGCAGGUGAUUAUGGUGGCCAUGGCGGCGAUGGAGACGACUCAGAGCAGCCCGGCGAUGCAGGGCCGAGCGGUCAGCGUGAGCGUCGACUCCCUGGACGUGGUGGCGGCUUCACACUCCACUGGCGCCCAGGGGGCGGCGGCAUCCACUCCUAGCGGUGCUGCAGACUCGCUGGCAGUCGUCGACCCGGCCGACCAGGACGAAAAAGUCGUCAAAGUGGAGUUGGCCAACUUGUCAGCCGCGACAAGCAAGGAGGAUAUUGAUGACGAGGAUGGAGAAACGGAGGAUGAUCUGGAGACUGUGAAACCGAGAGGGAACGCGUGGGCGGCGAAAAAGACGGUGGCGCAGGGAAUGAUGGACAUUGCGCUGCUCACCUCCAACGCCAACCAGCUGCGCUACCUCAUCAUGUACGGCAAGCAGAGCAGCACCUACGUCAUCAGCAUCACGCUCAUUGCCAUCAGCAUCUUACUGCAGGUGGCCGUGGGCGUGGUGCUCAUCUUCAAGGGCAAGUCUGACUUGAAGGGCGAGGAGAAGAAAGCGCACGCCAAUAAACUCAACAACUACGUGGUGGUGGGCGUCUUCCUCGUCACCAUCAUCAACGUGUUCGCAGCGUCCUUCAGCGACGUCUCGCCCGCGCCCGCUUCCCCUUAGUCUUCUGUAGUGUCCACUUAACGUUGUAAUGUACACGACAGGCAGUCAGGCAACGCCACCUAUGUGUGUACAGUGUCAGCCCCAGACCUUCUUGUACAGUUGUACUUGUGUGCGUGUUAUGUGCCUUAGUGCGUGACCAAUUUUUUACAUUCCUUAUAAAAAAGCUGUUAUCUUUAUUCUUCGAAAGUGACUGAGAAAAGUGAAACAGCGGUUUAGACAAUGGACCCGUAUACUGGAAUGAGAUUUUCACUCUGCAGCGGAGUGUGCGCUGGUGUGAAACUUCCUGGCAGAUUAAAGCUGUGUGUCGGACCGAGACUCGAACUCGGAACCUUUGCCUUUCGCGGGCAAGUGCUCUACCAUCUAAGGUACCCAAGCACGAAUCCAAGCGCCGCCCUCACAGCCUUGCUUCUGCCAGUACCUCGUCUCCUACCUUCCAAACUUUACAAAAGCUCUCCUGUAAGGCAGGAGACGAGGUACUGGCAGAAGUAAGGCUGUGAGGACGGGGCGUUAGUCGUGCUUCGGUAGCUCAGAUGGUAGAGCACUUACCCGCCAAAGGCAAAGGUCCCGAGUUCGAGUCUCGUCCCGGCACACAGUUUUAAUCUGCCACGAAGUUCCGACUCGUAUACUGGUUGAUUGCGUUUCAAAUCCCGUUAUGGACAUCUUCACUUAGGUUUCCUGCGAAUGGCGGGAUGAUUGUUACUAUAGGGGUGUGGCUGAUUCCCUUUCUCGUCGUUUCCGACUGAGUUUGUCAUCUUUCUCGAAUGACGUCUACAAGACGCUCUAGUUUAACAUAAAAUUUACCAUUGUGCGCUGAUUUGGUUUGGUAGAAUUAUCGCCCCUGUUAGAAGGUCGUGAGAAUACACACAAAGAAUCGCGGAUGCUAUAAACCAGAUCGUAUUCACUAUUCUGAAUCCAUCAUUUCGUAAAGUUGCAUCUUUGGCUGGACGUCCCAGUCGGGAACCGGCUGAAAGUUUUCCAGACUAGGCCGUGCGGGAUUAGCCGAGCGGUCUAAGGCGCUGCAGUCUUGGACUGUGCGGCUGGUCCCGGUGGAGGUUCGAGUCCUCCCUCGGGCAUGGGUGUGUGUGUUUGACCUUCGGAUAAUUUAGGUUAAGUAGUGUGUAAGCUUAGGGACUGAUGACCUUAGCAGUUAAGUCCCAUAAGAUUUCACACACAUUUGAACAUUUUUUUUUCAAAACUAGGGAAAUGUAUAUUAGCUAUUCGAUUUCAGUGAUUUCCAAAAGUAGGCGACGUAUUGCUUUGUGCGUUGGCGGCCGAGCUGUGUAUCGCGUGGAUUUGUUGUCCUCUUCUUAUGCUUGGCUAUGCCUACGUUCGUGUGUACUUCCCUGAUACUGAACGGAAGCAAGAUUGGGUUUAACGUCUCGUCGACAGCGCGGUCAUUAGAGACGGAGCACGAGUUCGCAUUGCGAAACAAUGGAGAGGUAAUCUGUCGCGCUUUUUUCAAAGGAACCAUCCCAGCUUUUGCCCGGAGAGAUUUAGGGAAAUCACGGAAAACCUAAAUGUGGAUGACCGGACAGGGAUUUGAAUCGUCGUUCUCCCGAAUGCGAGUCCAGAGUGCUUGCCCCUGGUACAAGGGGGGAAAGCAGUUGUCUUAUUCCCCUUCGCCUUAAUACGUGACCAUAGUGUUCUGUGUUGUUUAGGUUACGGCUGUGUGGUCAGAGAUUACUGAACCACCUCUCAUGAUCAAGUUACCCAACGUGCUUUUGUGUUGAACACUUGACGUUUACCUUAAACUGGUAAAAUUAUUUAUUCAGAGGCGACAAUGAUGUCUUUUGAAAAGUUUUAUAUGAGUGUGAACUGCAUCCAAGAAAAAUUGAUCAAUAUUCUGAUAUGUGGGAAAAAUCAUCUGAAAAUUUCUCGUUGAUUCUGGGAAGAUAUACGAUCAUUGUUGAUUAUUGCACUGCGACCAUUUAUUUAUCUGCAAACAUUAAAGA
Messenger RNA from Schistocerca cancellata (South American locust), 2801 nucleotides. Its product is annotated as ninjurin-B-like. Gene Ontology annotation, cellular component: membrane. Bases 211 to 849 code for a protein of 212 amino acids. The record is from RefSeq and is a predicted model, not a curated record. The transcript is spliced from 4 exons. Lineage: Eukaryota; Metazoa; Arthropoda; Insecta; Orthoptera; Acrididae. Gene Ontology annotation, biological process: cell adhesion; tissue regeneration.